This is a messenger RNA of Dicentrarchus labrax (European seabass), 3405 nucleotides long. It is a transcript of the gene prss56, whose product is annotated as serine protease 56. Gene Ontology annotation, molecular function: serine-type endopeptidase activity. The coding region runs from base 294 to 2972 and encodes 892 amino acids. Gene Ontology annotation, biological process: proteolysis. The transcript has 14 exons. The record is from RefSeq and is a predicted model, not a curated record. Lineage: Eukaryota; Metazoa; Chordata; Actinopteri; Moronidae.
ACUGGUGUUCCCCUGGGGACUCUAUAUAUACCAGGGACCACUCCAGGCACCUAUUGUUCCUCUAAGUAAACUUACAGACAGAUGCCCUGCACCACAGUGUGGGAGAGAGCCCAAAGAGUCAGGAGGAGGGAGAUAGUUUUAGUGAUUGCAGAGAGCAACCAGACUAUAAGGACCUGGAAACACUGCAGGCUAGCCUCAUCUCCAGCACCUCUGCAUCCUCUUCAGUCGUUCCUUGUGUCUGCUGCCUGUCUGCUUGUUGUCACUGUGGAGUGGAGGUCUGAUGUUCUGACACCAUGCUGCUGCUGAUAUCACUGCUGCUCAUGGGACUCGACUGCUUGCUAGGAGCCCCGACAGGUCGAGAGGUCUACAGGAUGCCCCAGAGUGCGCUCAAAGCUCUGUCAGAUCGUGGCACUGUGGUUCUAGAGGCAGCCAUGACUAGUGCCCUGUCCGCUCUUGAGCGUGCAUCAUCUGAGAGGAGUCGGGCUGAAGCAGGUUGCCGGGGCUGUGUUCCUUGUUUGUUUCAGGACUGUGGACAGUUGACUGGCUCUUGCUCGUCUCCUGCCACUGCCUUAUCAGAGCCUAGCUGUGAUGUCAUCAGUAAGGCCCAGAAGGUUCAAGCUGAAGCUGAGCGGAGUUGGGCUCUGAGUCAGGCCUGUGCAUACUAUCAGCAUCGCUGCCCACCUGGUGAACUGGACAAGGAGAGCUGCAUCAGGAUCAUGGGUGAGAGUUGCAGCGCCCGUGUCCUCCAGUGCAGCCUGCUUAACACAAUGCAGAACCUGGAACCUGCUACACAGACGCAUGCACAGGCAGUGUGUGGUCAAAGGUCAUCCACAGUACAAAACAUCACACAGCCUCGAUCCCGGAUUGUGGGUGGCUCUCCUGCUCCUCCAGGCAGCUGGCCAUGGCUGGUUAACCUCCAGCUAGACGGUGGCCUGAUGUGCGGAGGGGUCCUGGUGGACAGCUCCUGGGUGGUCACUGCUGCUCAUUGUUUUGCCGGCAGCCGUAGUGAAAGCUACUGGACCGCUGUGGUGGGAGAGUUUGACAUCAGCAAGACUGACCCUGAUGAGCAGGUUCUCAAAGUGAACCGCAUUAUCCCUCAUCCAAAGUUCAACCCAAAGACGUUUAACAACGAUAUAGCCCUGGUGGAGCUGACAUCCCCAGUGGUCCUGUCUGACCGUGUCACACCAGUGUGUCUCCCCUCUGGCAUGGAGCCCCCUACUGGCAGUCCAUGCCUGGUGGCAGGCUGGGGCUCCCUCUAUGAGGACGGUCCUUCUGCUGAUGUGGUGAUGGAGGCCAAGGUGCCUCUGCUGCCUCAGAGCACCUGUAAGAGUGCCCUUGGCAAAGAAUUGGUCACCAAUACUAUGCUGUGUGCUGGCUAUCUCUCCGGAGGCAUAGAUUCCUGUCAGGGAGAUUCUGGAGGCCCCCUGAUCUACCAAGACCGAAUUUCAGGUCGGUUCCAGCUCUAUGGCAUUACCUCCUGGGGAGACGGCUGUGGGGAGAAGGGCAAACCUGGAGUCUACACACGGGUGUCUGCAUUCUCUGACUGGAUUCAGGCUGAGAUACAAAAGUCAUUUGGAAGCAGGGAGCCAACAUGCCCAGAGCUUCUAAAGACAACGGAAAUGACGGAGGAGGAACAGAGGUCGGAGUUCAGCUCCCUCUGUCGCUUCUAUACCCUGACCUGCCCCCCUGGUCAGUCUGCCAGCGCUUGCAGCCGAAUGGCAGAGGACAAGUGCCUAACCCGCUUCAAAAAAUGCCAGUUGCGUUCAUUCCUGCAGACUCUGUUGGACUUGCUUCAGAGGGCUGAGGACUACAUCAGGGAUAAAGUCGAUUUGACCUUUUUCACCCAGACUCUGCCUCAACUGGUGGAGCACAUCUACAGCACAGCUUUCACCCACACCAGAGAGCGGAGGGACCUGGGCCUGAGCCAUGGGCUCAUACAGAUUGAAGAACAGCUAGGUGGAGCUGUGGUGCCCACAGAGCAGGGUCCUUCUCCAGUUCCCCCAGCCUUAUUCAGAGAGGUGGGACCCUCAGUGGAUGACUGGGAGAAAUACCUGAGAAACAUGGCUGAGGACCUGGACAAACAGCACACUGACACAUCCACAGACUCCACACCAGCAAGACAAGAGGACAAUCUUUUCUUACAGACAGAGGACUCCUCAGUGCAUCAGCUGGAGGGAGAAUUUCGAUCUGUUAUCUCAGCUCUGCGUUCCAAAUUAGACUCCAGAGCUGCUCCCCCCAUCCUACACUUGGACACAGUCCAGGAGUCUCCCAGAAGUCCCCCUUUUCCUACUUCUUCCAGUGGAGCAGCAGUCCACACCGGCCUCUCCUCCACCUCUUCCCAGGAAUCCCAGCAGCCUUGGUCACUUCUAACAGCUCUGAUGAAGGAAAUUCAGAAAUUAAGGAGCCAAGAGGAUUCAGUGACAGAAGAUGAAAGCUCGUCCAACAGAGUCGCUUCUCCUGAUGCAAAUUGGAGCACCACGUCGGAGGAUUUCACUUUUUUUGAGAGUGGAGACAGAACAGAAUUAAAACCUUCAGCGUUACCGCUCCCAGUGCAGUCAACAACUGACGGUCAGCUGGUCACUGAGGGUGCUCACACAGAGACAACUGUACCUGCUGUAAAGACUUUAAGUCUUCACAGAAAAUACAGGAGCCUUCUUCGCAAGAGGCAGAUACCUGGGGCUAAUGGGAAAAUUUGUCCUGGAGUGAGAGAGUCCUCACAGCAAGUCAGCCAGGUCAGAGACUCUUACAGAUGGGUCUUAGGCAUCCCAAGCAAGAACCUACGCAUGAACUUCCAAGAGGUGUUAGUUGAUUUGAGCUCCAAAAAUGAUCGAGGACUUUACCAGGCGCGGGUCAGAGCCGUAGUGGGAGGACGACCUGUGACUUUCUACAGUCUCGUUGGCUUGGAGAAUGAGUCAUUCUACCGCAGUGUGCCAAGGAUAAUUGCUUUGGCACUGGAGGCACUCAAGACUUAACUUUAUCAUAACAGCAAGUGAGAAAAAUAAAAGAAAGAUUCAAAUGAGAGCUGCACAAAGACUCUCAAAGAGACCAGUUUGAACAGCUCUUCAUGGGACAGAGAGACGCACAUAAAACGCACACAAACUUCUCACAAACUUAACUUCUUCUGCCGUCUCCUAUGAAAAGCAUUAUUUUGUUUUCUCCAUCUGAGAGUCUGACUUUGGCUCUAAAUGAAAACACAGCCAUGAAUGUAUUCAUCCAACUAUUGGCCACCCAUCAUGCCACAGGAAUUUUUGUAUGUGGUUUGAGAUGCAGCCUUGUCUAACUUAUGAAUCUGUACAAAAUUAUAAGUUAUUCAUAUUGUCUUUUGCAAAGGUUGAGCCUCUUGUAAAGCUGACUGUAUAUAUUAUUCAUAUUCUUACCUUAUUCUUACCAUAUUUAUUUGUAUAG